Messenger RNA from Racocetra persica, 1431 nucleotides. The record is from the annotation of a GenBank genome assembly. NCBI's taxonomy places the organism in Eukaryota, Fungi, Glomeromycota, Glomeromycetes, Diversisporales, Gigasporaceae.
AUGACGCGGCCGUCUGUUGAAGUCAAAAGUGCUCAACUAAAUUACCUUACAAAACGAGAGGUUGAACAACGCGUUCGAAAUGGACAAAUGCUAAUAAUAUACAACAAUAAAGUUUAUAAACUUAAUAAAUGGAUAAAGUAUCAUCCAGGUGGUGAACUUGCAAUUAUUAAUAUGAUUGGCAAAGAUGCUACAGAUGCAAUCAAUGUUUUCCAUCCUGAUUAUGUCAUUAAUAAUAAAAUCCAUAAUUUUUAUAUUGGAGAAUAUGACUUUGGAGACUCGGAAGAAAACAUGAUCCACUCACAAACAUCAACAAACGAGCCAGAAUUAUUAUUAACAGUGGCUAAAGAAAAGUCAAUAUCAAUGGCAUUUCGACGAUUGGAAUCAAAAAUCAAAGAACGUAGGCUGUACGAUUGCAAUUAUUGGAACUAUGCAUAUGAAACAGUUCGAUACAUUAUUCUAAUAACAACAGCUUGGUACCUUGUAAUAUACGGUACAACAACGUUUCAUUAUAUCAUAAGUUCUAUAUGUCUCGGUAUGUUUUGGCAUCAAUUAGCAUUUACUGCCCAUGAUGCGGGGCAUAGUGGAAUCACUCACAAUCUAUAUGUGGAUUAUCUUAUUGGAAUAUUCAUAGCUGAUUUUCUAGGAGGAUUAAGUAUUGGAUGGUGGAAAAAAAAUCAUUACGUUCAUCAUAUCAUCACUAACCAUCCCGAACAUGAUCCUGACAUUCAACAUUUACCAUUUUUCGCUAUAACAACCAAACUUUUCAAAAACCUUUAUUCGACUUAUUAUAAAAGAACUCUUUAUUUUGACGCUUUCGCUAGAUAUUUUGUGUCUUACCAACACUAUUUAUAUUAUAUUAUAAUGUGUUUUGGCAGAUUUAAUCUUUAUGCUUCAUCAAUAAUUCAUUUAUCUAGUGAAAAGAAUCUAAUGUUUAGAAAUUUAGAAAUAUCCUCAAUGAUUUUAUUUUGGUGUUGGUUUUCCUAUCUACUCUCUUACCUCCCUUCUUCUUUUAUCAUAAUUCUCUACGUUCUAAUUUCUCAUAUGGUAACAAUGAUCUUACACGUGCAAAUCACUCUUUCACACUUUGGUAUGUCAACUGCUGAUUAUGGUCCGUUAGAAUCUUUUCCACGCAGGAUGUGUAGAACAACAAUGGAUGUUGAUUGUCCUUGGUGGAUGGAUUGGUUUCAUGGUGGAUUACAAUUUCAAACUAUUCAUCAUUUGUUCCCACGUAUUCCAAGGCAUAAUUUGAGGUCUUGUCAGCCCUUGGUUAAAGAAUUUUGUGAAGAAGUAGGAAUUAAAUAUCACAUAUACGGAUUUGUGAAAGGGAAUGGAAUUGUUCUUGGCGCUUUAAAGGAUGUGGCUAAUCAAGUGAAACUAUUGAAAACUGUGGCAAAAGGAAAUAAUGAUAAAUAUUUUAUCGCUGAAGACUGA